Bemisia tabaci is the source of this 2153-nucleotide messenger RNA. Its product is annotated as UDP-glucosyltransferase 2. Lineage: Eukaryota; Metazoa; Arthropoda; Insecta; Hemiptera; Aleyrodidae. The record is from RefSeq and is a predicted model, not a curated record. Gene Ontology annotation, molecular function: UDP-glycosyltransferase activity.
UGAACAUUUUUGUCAUUUGAAGAGGUUGAAGAUGGCUGUACUCCCACCAUUCCUCUUCAAAAAUGCUCGCUCCUUAUCUUUCUUAAUUUUACGUCACGGCAGGGCAAUGUGGAGUGGGCUUUUUUUUGACAGUCUGCUCUUCAAAGUGAUGUCGACCUCUAAAAUUAAAAAUCUGUAUCAAUUGUAGUGAAUCGUUAAUGAUUCUAAACAAUGUAGGAGUGAUACCUCUCUUGUAAUGGUGCGGACGUCAGGUUUAAUUUUUGGAAUGUCAGUCCGAUCCUAAGUUGUGGCAAUGCCAUGCCGCUCGUGCAUUUGUGAGUGGUGGGACGAUGCAAACGUAACGGAAACAGAUUGAAUGCUCAUAUUAUAUGAGGAACAAGAUCAUCAUUUAAACAUGGCUUCGUCUCUGAAACUUUUGUUGGUUUUCAUAAUUUUCCUGGCUUCUUGUGCGAAUGCAUUUAAGAUUUUAAUCUUGUAUCCUACGCCUUCAUACAGUCAUCAAAUUUCAGUCAUGAACAUUGCUGAGGGGCUUGUCAAGAAAGGUCAUGAGGUCUUCUUCGUCAGUCCAAAUCCCAUACCAGGUCUGGGAGAGAAUUAUACAUUUGUGGAUCUAUCGUUUUCUUACAAGUACUUUAAAAAAGAGGACAAUGACGAGGCUGUUAAUUUAGAGCAGCAGAUUUCAAGAUGGGACUUCGUGAAAGUUUUUGUGCCCUUUGCAGCCGUACCAGAAAAACAAUUCAUAAGCCAGCCUUUUGUGGAAUUUCAGAGGCGGGUAGCCGCGGAGCAGAUCAAGUUCGACGUGGCCAUCAUAGAAUUCGUGGGCAUCCCCUACACCUGCGGUAUGACGCGACUUCUGGGCAGGCUGACCAACAGCACCAUCCCCUUGAUCUCCAUGUCCUCCGUAGCGAGCGACUUCUACGCAGAGCGAAAUCUAGGCAGCUUCCAUCAUCUGUCUUACGUGCCCACUAUCUUCGACGGUUAUUCGAACAAGAUGUCCCUCUGGCAGAAGAUCGACAACUGGUUCCUGUUUCACUGGACUGUGCUCCAGAUGGAGGCGGCUCUCACAGAAAAGGCAAAGGGAUUUUAUAGGGAUACCUAUGGAGAGGAAAGCGGACGCCUGGUGGACGGAUGUUUCAGGAAUUUGAGUUUGUCAAUGAUAUCGUCCAAUGCGUUGUACUUCUAUCCGAGGUUACUUGGCCCGAAUGUCAUCGAGAUUGGGCCUGUGCAUUUGAAGACACCAGAAAAACUACCAGAGAAUCUACAAAAUUGGAUGGACGGAGCAGAGAAAGGUGUGAUUUACUUCAGUCUCGGAAGUAACAUGAAAAGCAAAUCUCUUCCUGCAGUUGUGCUCGAUAAUUUUCUGAGGUUUUUUAAACAACUUCCGUCAGGCUACCGAGUCCUGUGGAAAUGGGAAAAAGAUGGUAAUAUACCAGGCCAGUCUGAUAAUAUAUUGAGCCAAAAAUGGUUACCACAACAUAGCGUUCUGGCGCAUCCUAAAAUGAAAGUUUUUAUCACUCAAGGAGGCUUGCAGAGUUUUCAAGAGGCAGUUCACUACGGGGUUCCUACGGUAGGCAUACCAUGGUACGGGGACCAGAAUACUGUCGUCGCGAAAAUCUUGGAUGCCCAAGUAGGCGUGCGCAUUCUCCCGAAGGAGCUGACGUCAUAUAGCAAGAUUGAAUCCGGGAUUAAUGCUGUGCUAUUUGAUCGAAGGUAUUCAGAAAAUAUGAAAAAACUUUCACUUAUAUCUCAUGACUUCACCUCUAAGUCCAUGGAAAACGCUGUCUUUUGGAUAGAACACGUGGCAAGGCAUGGUGGGGCACCUCACCUCAGGCCGUCAACAGCCGAUUCUUCCUAUUUUGAAUUUUUAUGUCUUGAUAUUUUAUCUGUGAUUCUAGUCAUUAUUACUCUAGUUUUGUAUCUUUUGUAUUUUAUCUGUAAAUUUACAAUUGCGCUGGUGUCAAAUUACUUCAGUUCUAAAGAAAAAAAGUCGUGAUUUUAUUUUUGGAAUUUUAAAAACUACAAAUAUAAAAUAAAAAUACUGUAAACCUGAAAACAACUGCAAUGUUUGAUGCAAACAACCAUAAAAAAGCAGCCGAUUAUAUUUUUGUAAAGAUAUUUUCAACAAGAUUGUCAUUUUAAAUUGGUACCACAUA